AUGGACCCCGCAGCCAUCCCGGUUUUUCAACCGAUGCGCCGUAUUCCGCUACCGUUGGAAGAAGCAGUUGCAAAGAAGAUAACGGAAUUGCUGAAACGUGACAUCAUUGAGCCCAAGACAGGUCCAACCAGCUGGGUAUCUCCACUUGUUAUCGUUGGGAAAGCUAACGGUGAGCCUCGAUUAUGCAUUGAUCUUCGGCGUGUGAAUGAGGCUGUUCUUCGCGAGCAUCACCCGAUGCCCGUUGUAGACGAUUACAUUGCGCGAUUGGGGAGAGGAUCCGUUUGGAGCAAACUUGAUAUUCGUGAGGCGUUUUUACAAGUGGAACUGGCAGAAGAAUGCCGGGACAUAACAACGUUCAUGACAAACAGGGAUUGA
Molecule: messenger RNA, 375 nt
Organism: Armigeres subalbatus
Lineage: Eukaryota; Metazoa; Arthropoda; Insecta; Diptera; Culicidae
Exons: 1
Coding region: 1-375 (124 amino acids)
Source: RefSeq, a predicted model, not a curated record